CCUCUCUCCUCCCGCGUCUCCCUCUCUCGCUUAAGAGUCAAGCUCCUUCUUUUCUCUCUCGGCAGCGCCCGACGACACAGGCCCAACUCCACUACACCACCCAGCCAAGACCGACGGCUCCCACUUCCACUUCACUUGUUCACAAUACAUCAGUUCAGUUCCAUCUAGACAUCAUCUACCAGCCAUGUCCUAUAUUAUUCGCAGAUUUACUCGGUUUGGAGUAAGUAGGGUCCAAAAGUUCAAUUAUAACUAUAGUACAAUGGUUCAAGCUCACAUGCCUACCCAAAGGACUGCAAAUUCUCAGGCAUUGGUGGAGGAUCAACGCAACAUCCAACCUCGAGGUCAGCGUCUAGAUGAAGAUGACAGAGAUGCUGAAAAGCAGCGAAUCUCGAGGAAUAUUUCAAAAAGGGAGAAGGGUGAAUUUCUUGUAAAGACACUACUUGAUCUCAAAGACAGACUGGAUAAUAAGGAAUCUGUUUAUGGUGCUCUUGAUGCCUGGGUUGCUUGGGAGGAAAGCUUUCCGAUAGCAUCACUGAAAAAUGUGAUAAUUGCUCUAGAGAAGGAAGAAGAAUGGCAUAAAGUUGUCCAGGUUAUUAAGUGGAUGCUAAGCAAGGGGCAGGGAACCACAAUGGGUACAUAUGCACAGUUGAUAAAUGCUCUAGAUAUGGACAACAGAGUAGAUGAAGCACAUGCAUUUUGGCAGAAGAAAAUCGGCAUAGAUUUGCAUUCAGUUUCUUGGCAGUUGUGCAGACGUAUGAUAGCUAUAUACUAUCGAAACAACAUGAUGGAGAACUUGGUAAAGCUUUUUGAGGGGUUGGAGGCUUAUGAUCGUAAACCUCCUGAGAAAUCAAUAGUGCUGAGAGUGGCAAAUGCAUAUGAGCUUUUAGGCAGGGUUGCAGAUAAAGAAAGAGUUUUGGAGAAGUACAAGCAUCUUUUCAUUGAAGAUAGAUCGCCCAAGAAAUCAAGAAAGGCUUCUUCUAAGAUGAAAAAGUAACCAUAUAGAACUCUUCUUCUGUUGCUUAAUUGAUCUUUAGUAAACCUGUGAUAGGUGAAGUGUUGCCGAUUGUAAAUUUUAUGACUGAUGGAAAGAAAGUAAACAUACUGUAUUUUGUUGACAAUGAUUAAUUUAUUGGAACUAGGGCCUCUUAGACUUUUCAUUGUUGAUUUUCAUUUAAAGAAAUAAUCUAUAGCAGAGUUCUGGUGAGCCUGCAAUGCAUUUCAUC
This is a messenger RNA of Humulus lupulus (European hop), 1223 nucleotides long. RefSeq names its product pentatricopeptide repeat-containing protein At4g21190. The record is from RefSeq and is a predicted model, not a curated record. Lineage: Eukaryota; Viridiplantae; Streptophyta; Magnoliopsida; Rosales; Cannabaceae. The coding region runs from base 185 to 994 and encodes 269 amino acids. The transcript is spliced from 7 exons. Gene Ontology annotation, molecular function: protein binding.